Naegleria lovaniensis is the source of this 1965-nucleotide messenger RNA. RefSeq lists its product as uncharacterized. The transcript has a single exon. Bases 1 to 1965 code for a protein of 654 amino acids. Lineage: Eukaryota; Heterolobosea; Eutetramitea; Acrasida; Naegleriidae. The record is from RefSeq and is a predicted model, not a curated record.
AUGAAAUCAACCAGUCCUUCGAGCUCACCCAUGAUGGGCAACAGUACUUCAUCAUCACCAUCUAGCACUAAUCAAUCUUCUCCCUAUCUCUAUUAUUUUCCCAUCACUUCGAUCAUUCUUCCUCCCUCUCAGUCCUCAUCUACACAACCUUCUCAUUAUGGCGAUGGUUGCUACUCACCAGUAUUGAGUCAAACAACGACACAUUCAAAACGAUGGUCUCUAAAGUUACAAGCGUACUCUCCACAAAAUUCACACAAUGAUCUCAGUAGUAUUCAUGACAAUACAAAUACAGCCACUUCAUCCUCGUCAUGCUCCUCAUCGCCUGUGAUGAUUAGUUUAGGAGGAGGAAAUCAAAACACUACCCGAUCUGUCAUUUCACAUGCAGCUCAUGAGAUUUCGACCACCAUUCCUAAUUGUAUUUUAGAAUUGAGAGAAAAGUUUCAAACAUUUCUGGAACAGACCACGACAACGAAUAAUCAAGCACCAAAUGCUCCAACAAGCAAAGAUGCCUAUUUGAACAAAUUGGCCUUCUUGGAUGAGUUUUUCAGUCCUUCAAAAAACCGAAUUAGAAGAUUUGAAAGUUUGGAUGCUAUAUUCGCUACCUGUGAUCGAUUUUUAAAGCAUCUUGUGAAAUCGAGCUCUUCAAGUAUUGUCACAAACAUUACCAAUGAUCGAUACCCCUAUUUACUUGCAAUGGAUGAAAUUGCAAAACAAAGCUCGACGAUUCCAUUGCUGAGUUCUCAUGAAUAUUGUUUGCAAUGGUUCAAAGACCAAGCAACUCUCGCUUCUAAAUAUUGUAAACAAGAAAUAGCAAAAAAGUUAAAAAGAGAAGCAUCUAUCGAUGAUGCAGCUCAACACUCCUCUGAAGAUGAUUCCGACAAUGAAGAAGAUGACGAAGAAGCCUUGGUUGAGGAUGAAGGAAAGACUUCAACCGAACAAGAUGAUUCGACACAAGAGGAAGAAUCUCUAUCGAUGGAAAACUACGACGACACUGGAUUGAAAAUGUUAACUUUAAUGUUCACGAAUUGUUUGGAAGAUAAAUUUGCACUCUUCCAAAAAAAGAAUUCAAAAUUUAUAAGAAAAUGGUUCUCAAAGAACAUUAAGGAAUUACCAAAUCACGUGAUCGAUUUAUUACAGAAAAAGAGACGCAAAUUUCUUCAUUAUCAUCACCAAUUCAAACUCUCUGAAGAAGACAUGAAUGUCAAAACUUUGAUUGAUUCUGACUUUGAAUUUGCAUCCUAUUUGAUGGAUCAUACAGAAGAUUGGAAAGUUCUUCUCGACGAUGUUUGUGAUAUGGUCAUGUACAAAUCUAAAGAAAGCUACUCGAGUAUUUAUGGAAUGAAAAAUCAAAAAAUCAUUUGUACAGUUCCUUACUCGAUCGAAAAUGUAUUGAAAACCAUGCUUACCAACGAAAUGUUUGGAGAACGCAAUGGAAUGCUCGUAGACAUGAAAUUCCAUGCCUUCCAAGAACUAGAUCCUAACAUCUCCUCUAAAAAGUAUUCCACAGUGAUUCAAACCAGUACCAUGAAUUAUGGACCUCUAUUCAAGAAGAGAGCUCUUGAAAAUGUCAUUUCAACAAGAGCCGUCUUUUGUGGAAAUGAAGUACAAGAAGUAAUUCACUUGUACAAGACCUGCUCAUUCGUUUCACGACAAGACGAUUCUAAGGCUCCUGUGAAAGUGGUUGUUUUUGGAUGUAGGCGUUACACCAAAGACGAUACGAAUCGAACACGAAUUGUGGAUGGCCGUCUCAUGAACAUGGGUGGAUUUUUCAUGAACUCGGAUUUUGUGAUUAAUACGUUGGGAGCCAAAAAGAUGGCUGAGGAUUGGGAUGAGUUUUUAAACAUCAUGCUUACCGAGGCAGCGAAUAAUAAUUUUAAGGCUCCAGAUCCAAAAGAGCAUUAUAUCUGGAGAACGUUGUGUGAUUAUUGUCGAGUACAUUGUAAAGUGGAUAUUACCAAAUGGUGA